Sinocyclocheilus rhinocerous is the source of this 1445-nucleotide messenger RNA. It is a transcript of the gene dlx2a, whose product is annotated as distal-less homeobox 2a. The transcript has 3 exons. Gene Ontology annotation, biological process: cell differentiation; negative regulation of transcription by RNA polymerase II; embryo development. Gene Ontology annotation, molecular function: DNA-binding transcription factor activity, RNA polymerase II-specific; RNA polymerase II cis-regulatory region sequence-specific DNA binding. Bases 1 to 825 code for a protein of 274 amino acids. NCBI's taxonomy places the organism in Eukaryota, Metazoa, Chordata, Actinopteri, Cypriniformes, Cyprinidae. The record is from RefSeq and is a predicted model, not a curated record.
AUGACUGGAGUUUUUGACAGCCUCAGUACAGAUAUGCAUUCAAACCAGAUUACCUCCAGCAGUUACCACAGUCUACACAAAUCCCAGGAAUCACCGACUCUUCCGGUCUCCACCGCUACCGACAGCAGCUACUAUAACAAUAACCAGCAGGCCGGACAAUGCGCUGACUCUCCAUACGGCCAGAUCAGCUCUUACCAGUACCAGAACAACAGCAUGAACAGCGUCCAGUACAACACCAAACCAUGUGAGCUGGGCUUCGGCAACGCGUUUGGCCCCUACGGCACGUUCGGCCCCAGCUCCUCACCAACUCCUGCGGAUGCUGAAAAAGAGGAAAGUGAACCUGCAAUUCGAAUGGUUAAUGGAAAGCCAAAGAAAGUCAGAAAACCUCGAACUAUUUACUCGAGUUUCCAGAUGGCGGCCCUGCUGAGGAGGUUUCAGAAGACUCAGUAUCUGGCCUUGCCGGAGAGAGCUGAGCUAGCCGCUUCUCUGGGCCUCACGCAAACACAGAUAAAAAUCUGGUUUCAGAAUCGUCGUUCCAAGUUCAAGAAGUUGUGGAAAAGUGGGGAAAUCCCGCCCGAGCUGCAUGUGGCCUCCAGCGAGUCUCCACCUCUCCAUUCGCCGCCUCUCAGCGCGGUCUGGGACUUCGCGCACAGCCAGAGAAUGAGCACUGUGAACACGGGGUUGUCCCAGAGCAGCAGCCCGCCGAACACGACUACCCCUUCAUUUCUGACAAACUACACCUGGUACUCAUCCACGAACUCUGCGAGCCAUCUACAGCCGCCACAUCACCACAACACGACCGUCAGCGCCGGGACCAUAUUUUGACUCGACAGACUCAGAACAAAAAACGGGGAAUUCAUUAUGUGAACUUGCAUCAAAUGACUUUUAGGCCUGUUUUCCUGUAUGAUUGGUGAGACCUCUUCACCUUUGCCACGUUGAUCAUUGCCAGCGCGUUUUGGGCGCAACACUGUUUCUUUUCAUGCAAUGUCGUCAACAAGCAGACACUAAAGAAUCAAACAUAUAGGCUAUAAUUAUUUUAGUAUUUAUUUAUUUUGUUCUAUGGGUGAACUCAUAGAGAACUCAUGUGGACAUUAAUGGAGUGAAUAUUGCAGCAGGGUGUAUAAGAGCACAUGUAGCACAACCUGAAGCUGUUCGGUGCCUUUUGAAAAUAACUUAACUGUCCUUUUCCACCGUAAAUGUGUUUCAUGCGCCUUCAUGCGCCUGUCUUUGAUUUUUUUUUUUUUUUAGACUUUUUGUUCGUUUUAUAUUUAGUGCGUAGGGUAAGUUGUAAAUAUGGUGUCUGUCUCUGUACGUGUGUUCCACCGCGUCUAUUUAAUAAUGUUGUCAUUCGUAUAGGAUAUCACAUAGGGUUCUCACUGUUUUAAAUAAUAUGGACAAAACACUAAUGAAAAACACUCGCAAGCUACUGAUUGUCCUAAAGUCAU